Messenger RNA from Tuber melanosporum (Perigord truffle), 1725 nucleotides. RefSeq lists its product as uncharacterized. The record is from RefSeq and is a predicted model, not a curated record. Bases 414 to 1490 code for a protein of 358 amino acids. Lineage: Eukaryota; Fungi; Ascomycota; Pezizomycetes; Pezizales; Tuberaceae. The transcript is spliced from 3 exons.
UUCUUCAUCCGCCUCUGUCAGUCGUUCCUGAGCCGAGUUUGUCAUAAUACUAUUACCCCCCCCGGUUCCUAUCCAUCUAUCUUUUUUUUUUUCUUUUGAGACCGAUAGGCCGGCGGAAAAAAAAGAAAAAAAGGCUUCCCCAUCUCUAAACCCCCCUAAAAAACCUCCCCGCACAGUAUACACCAAAAGUCCCACACCCCACCAUUCCCCCUCCUUCCCGAAACAUCGGGUGUCGGUAGCAAAUCGCAGCUUCGGAAAAGGGGGACCAAAAAAAAACCUCGCAACGUCGAAAAAGACUUGUUCACAGCAUAACCUUCGUUCACCACCCACUUUCACCCACCCCCACCACCCCCACCUUUCAAAAGGAAUAAGUUUGUACUGCGCGGAACAAGAGGCUUUAAUAGUCAUUUUGGAUGACUUCCCCUUCUACCGCUACAGCUCCACUUGCCGAGAAAGAAGUUCGUCCGACGUCGAUCGCGUGGAGGGCAAACCUUCCUGAGCGACCUGCCUCAGAAGGUCGUCGCCGCCAGCUGUCUCUAGCCUCCAGCGUUGGAAGCGUUAGCUUACCGAGCGGAUCUGUCCGGGGAGACCGCCCGAGAUCGUUAUCAUCUCCUCCUCCACCUCCUACCUUUCUAAAGCGGGUUUCGUUCGAUACGUUCGACAAUAAAGAUGCCUCUGACUUUUCCCUCACGCUAAAGUCAAAACACAAGGACUACGCAUACACUCGAAGGUCCCGGACAUUUCUCUGCGGAACUGACCAGAACGACUAUUCUGAAUUUGCGCUGGAAUGGCUGAUCGAUGAGCUCGUUGAUGAUGGUGACGAGGUGGUCUGCUUGAGGGUCGUCGAUAAGGACAGCAAGAUCAGCAGCGAUGCGGCCUUGCAGGUGCGCCAGUAUAGACAUGAAGCCGAGAACCUCCUGAACCAGAUAAUUGAAAAGAAUGAGGACGAUAAGACCAUAUCCAUCAUCCUGGAGUUCGCUGUAGGCAAGGUUCAUGAGACGAUUCAGAAAAUGAUUCAUAUUUACGAGCCCGUCAUACUGAUCGUAGGAACCCGCGGCCGAUCACUCGGCGGCCUUCAGGGCCUCCUCCCAGGGUCAGUGUCAAAGUACUGCCUCCAGCACUCCCCGGUCCCGGUAAUUGUCGUUCGGCCCUCCUCAAAGAGGGACAAGAAGAAGGCCAAGAGAAAAGCAGACCCGGGGAGGAAGGUUUACCAGGAGAUGGUACACAACUCCGAUACUGCCUUCACAAAUCACGGGAAUCACAGUCACAGGAGUGUGUCCGGGGUCACUGAGGCCAUGUCCAACACGUCAAUUAGCUCCCUGGGUGAACCCAUCGGCCAAAAUAGCCCCGGGGGCGAUGUCUCGCCAAAAAGUUUGGCCCCCGAUGGUGGAGGGGAAGGCGGGAACUCACCUGCGUCCGAGUCGCCGACACCUAGUUCUGAAUGCUUUGGUGGUGGGGGCGCCAAGCUUGACGUGGAGGAGGAUAGGUGAUUCAUUUUCUCUUUCCCUAUUCUAGCCUGAGGAUGUUUUUUUGGUUGGUGCUUCUUGUUAUCAUUAUACCUGUUUUUGCUUGUUUCCUUCUCUCCUCUCCUGGUUAUGUUUGUGUUUGCGCUUUUCAUCGUUGGUGGUUCUGGGUUUUCCUUUGUCAAAGUAUUCUCAAUUUUUUUCCCUCUCUUUGAGAGUCUAGGAUUGCAUUGUUUGUAUCAAGCUUGGAGGGUUUCCCUGC